Molecule: messenger RNA, 789 nt
Organism: Dreissena polymorpha
Lineage: Eukaryota; Metazoa; Mollusca; Bivalvia; Myida; Dreissenidae
Product: MORN repeat-containing protein 5-like
Exons: 5
Coding region: 64-615 (183 amino acids)
Source: RefSeq, a predicted model, not a curated record
AAUAAGCUGGUUCGAAACGCGCUGUUGCGAAUGUAAGUUAUUAGAUAUUCACGUGAUUUCACUAUGACAACAACGUACUCAAAGAUGGAGUACACAGGUAGUUCGUACACUGGUGAUCACAAAAAUGGCAGGUUGGAAGGCAAAGGAAACUAUACAUUUCCCACAGAAACUCAUUAUGAGGGGGAACUAAAAGAUGGCAUGUUCCAUGGAAAAGGCACAUUGUUCUUUCCUAAUGGGAGCAAAUAUGAGGCACUGUGGGAAAAUGGAAUUGCCAAGGAGGGUAAAUACACUUUUGCUGAUGGGUUGCCAUAUGAAGAAGAUAACUGGGAGUAUUGUGAUGGAUAUGAUCGAAGAUUUUAUACUGAGAUCAAGAAUGGCUUACAACCAGCAGGCAGAUCACAGUUAACCAACAGAGUUCCCCCUAGAGAAAUACCAGAGGGUUGCUAUGAUUGUGGGGAUGGAUUUUACGACCCAAACUCCAGAGUUGUUGUGGAUUAUAAUAAGAAGUUUUUAAGAAAUGCAGAUGAUGACGAGCAUGCCUGGAUCGUAAAGAUGUGCAGAAAAGGUUGGGACGAAUACGUAGGAAUCAAACCUGUAGCAACAGCAAUGUCUUAGUUGAAGCCGUUUUUUGAUAUUAGUGAACAGGUGGAUAUGAAUUAACUAUUAUUGUCAUAGUGUAUAUUUAUAUUUGUGAAUGUUUCUUUAUAAGGUAAAAAUCAUGUUCUUUGCAUCUUUUUUUGUUUUAAAUUGUCAUUUUAUGAACAAGACAAAUAAAGAACACACAGUUUA